Messenger RNA from Ambispora leptoticha, 267 nucleotides. NCBI's taxonomy places the organism in Eukaryota, Fungi, Glomeromycota, Glomeromycetes, Archaeosporales, Ambisporaceae. The record is from the annotation of a GenBank genome assembly.
AGUGAAAAGAAUAGCUCAGAAAGUGAUCUUGAGGAUAGAGAAGAAAUCGAUUCUGAGCGUCAGGAUGAUGAUAAAGCUAACUCAGCAACUACCAACAUUGAAUUUACAGAUACAUUAGAAAUCGCAGUUCCAAUGAGCAUAGAUCUAUACGAAUUGGUUGAGGAAUCUGACUUCAAUGAAGAAGAAGCUGAAGAACCUUCAUUUCCUGGUGAAGUCUUUGACGAAGAGGAUUUUUACACUCUUAGAAAUAGCUGUCAAGGAAUUUGA